AGUUGCAGAAUCACACAAAAGUAGCCAUAAUAUUUCAAAAAAAUAAAUAUAAAAUUUGAUUACUUCAUUACGCAUUUUGUCUUUGCAUAAGUAUUCUGUUUAACGUUUUCAAGAGCUGAAUUUUCGUUUUUCAUAGAAAUAAAAGCAGUAUAAUAUUACCAGUCAGACAGCAGUAAGGCAAACAUGCGAACAAAACAAACUGCUCGAAAGUCAACGGGAUUGGGAUUUAUUCAUAGUCCUCAUGGAUCCAAGGGUUCCAAAGGUUUCAAGGGUUCCAAAGGAUCCAAAGGACCGAAGUCACAUACACUCACAGCAUUCCUCCGAAAUAUGCAAACGGCGCGCAAAUCCACCAGUCACAAGUCGCCGGUGAAAAAAGGGUUCGCCCGAAAAAGUUGCACUCCCCGUGUCGCUUCGAAUUCGCCACCACAAAGACACAACGAUGCCAAUGUUGUUAGACCACCUGGCUUUCGACACGCGAAUGGAGCGAAGGCUUUAAAAGAGAUUCGUCAUUUCCAGAACACAACGUCGUUGCUAAUCAAUCGAUUGCCGUUUCAACGGUUGGUGCGUGAAAUUUGUCAACAGUUGAAGGUUGAUGUACUCUUUCAGGUUGGAUCUUUGGAAGCGAUCCAGGUAGCCUGUGAGAGUUAUCUAACUCAAUUGUUUGAAGACACCAAUCUGUGUGCCAUCCACGCCAGACGGGUUACGAUAAUGCCGCGCGACAUUCAAUUGGCCCAGCGACUAAGACGAUGGUAAUACGACGUAAAGUGUAAGUUAUUUGCAUUGAUUAAGUGCAGAAUUAUUAUUAUUUUUUUUUUUGAUUUUGUUAUGAUGUUCCGUUUGUUACAUUGAAAAUCCACUGAACUAUAAUUUUGUGAAACAUUGACCAAAGCGUAAGGUUCCUUUAAGAUUUGAAUUCCAGAAUAAGAUUGGUGUUCUAAAUGAAA
Messenger RNA from Bradysia coprophila, 944 nucleotides. RefSeq lists its product as uncharacterized. NCBI's taxonomy places the organism in Eukaryota, Metazoa, Arthropoda, Insecta, Diptera, Sciaridae. The record is from RefSeq and is a predicted model, not a curated record.